Cercospora beticola is the source of this 993-nucleotide messenger RNA. Its product is annotated as alpha-hydroxy acid oxidase. The record is from RefSeq and is a predicted model, not a curated record. NCBI's taxonomy places the organism in Eukaryota, Fungi, Ascomycota, Dothideomycetes, Mycosphaerellales, Mycosphaerellaceae. Gene Ontology annotation, molecular function: oxidoreductase activity; FMN binding.
AUGGCUAAUCGCGGCGAGCGUUUCGAUCCCCAUGUACACACCAUUUGUGAUCUGAAGCGACUGGGAAGCGCUCAGCUGCCUCAGAUGUAUAGAGAGUAUUACAAUGAGGGAGCAAUGGAUUUAUUGACCCUGAAAGACAAUGAGGCUGCAUAUAGACGAUAUAUGAUCAAACCAAGGAUAUUCAGAAACGUUGCCAAUGUCGACACGUCUUGUGAGAUCUUUGGGCAGCGUGUGAGCAUGCCUCUCGGCUUCAGCCCUGCCGCAAUGCACCGCUUGGCACAUCCUGAAGGGGAGCUCGCUGUCUCAAGAGCUGCAGCCAAACACAACAUUGCCAUGGGCCUAUCGUCCUACGCCACGGAGCCCCUGGAGUCGGUGAUAGCUGAAGGAGGAUCGAAUCCCUAUGCCAUGCAGCUUUGUGUCCUGAGAAACCGUGAGAUUUCUCAUCAAAUGAUUCGAAGAGCAGAAGAGGCUGGAUAUAAAGCAAUAUUGGUCUCCGUCGAUACGCCUUUGCUUGGUCGAAGACUAAACGAGCACCGCAACGAGUUUACACUGCCCGAGGAUAUGGGUUGGCCGAACUUGCUUUCGGACGGCAAGAAGGAACUUACCGGAAGAUCGAGCGCCGAGGACAAUGACACAGACUUUGAUCCGACGCUCACUUGGGAAACCGCCGUACCUUGGCUUCGGCGUCAAACAAAGCUACAGAUUUGGUUGAAAGGUAUCACCGCCGCAGAGGACGUGCGUCUCGCCAUAACACACGGGGUUGAUGGCAUCCUCGUGUCCAAUCAUGGGGGCAGGCAAUUGGAUGGGCAGCCUGCAACAUUGGAUUCGCUGCGCGAGUGCGCGGAGGCCGCCGGAGGCAAGAUACCAAUUGCCGUCGAUGGCGGCAUCAGGCGCGGAUCCGAUAUCUUCAAAGCACUUGCUUUAGGCGCGACGCAUUGUUUUGUUGGUCGGAUACCAAUAUGGGGCUUGGCUGUAAGUUGCGUGAUCAAAUAA